UUCUUUUACUUCCGGUAUGGGAAUUCUCAUACUUUUUCUGUGAGAAUUUGGUGGGUGGUACUAUGUCCACACUGCAAGCAUGGACGUGGUGGACAGUUUAUCGACAGCCCCGGGGACUGACACCGUCCCCUCCCUGGACUUUGACCUGAUCACAGACGGAGAUUCGGGAAACAUUUGGUGUGAACAGUGUAAAAUCUAUAAAAAGAAUUAUGAGAAGCUUCAGGAAGAGCAUGCUCGGAGCUACAACACACUAAAGAAGAAGAUAAUAUCCACAGACUUGCUCAUCAAGAAGUACAAGACAAAGUGUGAAGAGUAUGACCAGCAGGCCAGGAAACUAGAGGAUGCAGUCAAAAGACAGGAACAGUUACAGAGGGAGACAGACACACUGCAAGUCCAGCUGUCCUCAGCACUUCAUCAGAUAGAACCUCUCAAACAGGAUAAAGUGAAGCUUGAUCAGGAAGUAAAGAGAAAACUCCAGGAGAUCCAGAAUCUGCAAGAUCAAGUGGUAGCAGGAGAGAGUUUUAAAUCCCAGUAUGAGCAGUUGAACAAGUCAUUGCUAGAAGACAAAGACAAACACGAACAGGAAUUAAAAGAUGCCAACAAGAAAGUCCGUGAGUUAGAGCUCAGUCAACAAAGGCAGGAAUCACAGAUAACAAAAUUGAAAGAAGACAACAAAGUUUUGAAAAGAGAGAAUGGAAAAAGUCAAAAGAGAGAAAGAAAGACAGAGGAAAGCCUGGCUAAAGCACAGGAGACAGUUAACAGAUACAGGCAGAUUUUAAUAAGACAUGGUCUUCUACCUAACCAGGACAAACUGCUGCGCAUCACAAAGGGGGAGGGGACAGGUGCCCCUCCUGAAGAGAUGCCCCAACUGGAGGAGGAAGAGUGGGUGGAUUCAGCUUCUGCCUCUGAUAAAGAACAAUACUCUGACUUAGACAAUCCCAGAAUGCACUGCAAGGUCAGCAUGACAAAGAUGAAGUCAGAAACCGUCUGCUCAGAGGAGAGGAAACGGAAGAUAGAAUUCCAGGAGGAGGACAACAGCUUACUGGAAUUCCCCUUCACAUUCAGCCCCCUAGUGUCAAUUCUGUCUCCUCUUCCCCCCUCCCCACAGUCAUAUAGAAAGGAAGUAGAAGAUAAUGAUGAAAGCGAUGAUGAUUUGGAUGAAAUGGCAGAACAACUAGAACAAGAAAUCUUUAAUGUUUCACCUACCCCCAGAAGGUCACCAAGGAAACGCGUUCCACCUUCACCCCUCUCAAGGGAUCCUAACACCACUGUGUCCACUCAGGAAAUAAGAACUAAACAGGUGACCAUCCACAGCCGACGGGGAAGGAAUGUAACCGGUCAAGACAAUGACGGAGCUACCCAGGAGCUUAGGGGAAUCAAAAGGAUAACAUUUACUGCUGAGGAGAGUUCUAACCUUGAGGUCCUGCAGGGGGAGGUGAAUUCAGAAGUCGCCCAUGUGAACCCCAAACCAAUACUCAGUGGUCAUCACAACUCAGCAUUUCAGAAAUUUUCCAAAAGCUCUCAUAAACAAGAGAAAGCCAGGGAAAGGAUUGAAGAGAGUCUAAUGUCAAAAAACUCUGGUGAUUCUGGGUUUUCAAGAGAUUCUAAACUUAUCUGUGAUAUAAGUAAAAAUGUGAAAGAGAACUUCACUAAUAUACACCAUAAGAGUAUUGAGUGUCUGAAAAAGCAUUCUUUUAGACCGGUCAGCGAGAAUCAUGAUGAUUCGGAUAGCUUGUGUUCAGAGGAUAUAAGAUUCACCAACAAAGAAAAGGAAGAUGUUUAUGACGGUAUUUGUGAAAAAGGUAAUAAAGACAUGAAAUUUCUGUCAUCAAAGGAAAAUAUAAAACAGGAACUUGAUGAAUUAACAGGAGAGGCUGCUGUGGAUUUAGAUAUAGAAUCUGCACUCUCUGUACGGACUUUGAGAAAAUCCCUCAGCCUACCUGAAGGUGAACUUUCUUCCUCUCAAGUAGGAGCCGGCUCUCCUCAAACACGAAAGAGACGACACUUAUCUUUAUCCCAGAAUAGUCCCAAUAAAAAUUCUGAAAGUUGUGAUUCAAAAUUGAAAGCAGUUCAGGAGAGCCCAAGAAGGUCUCUGAGAAAUAAAAACAAUGAUGAAAGUGAACAAAAGUCCAGUGGCAGCAGUGAACUUUAUCAGCAAAAAACAGUUAAUGAAGAAAAUUCAGAGAAGAAGUUUGUCCCUCACAAGCCACCAGUCCGAGUGACCAGGAGCAAGACUUUACUCAUACCGCCUAGUGAGAUUGAUACCCUGUGUCAGAGGUCAAGGUCAAGAAUGAGAAUACCAAGUGGAAAGAAAAAGAAAGAAGGGGAUUCAGAAAAUGUGGAGAUGAAGGUCAUUAAGGAGGAGCGUGUGGAGGAGGAAAUGGAAAGAGGGAACAGUGCAUCGGAGGACAGAGUGGAAGAGGUGGAGAGCAAUGGAAAUGUCACCCGAGCCGUGUCUAGACAAGAGAGUUUGGGGUUUGCUUUACGAUCACCCCCGGUCCUCAAAUCCCCUCCUAUUGUGUUACCCUCUGAGAAGGGUAAGCAUCUCACUUCUAACAGGUUGUCAUUCACUUCUGCUGGUAUAGAGACCAAGGAGGAUGCAGAUGUGAAAGGGAGUGGUGAUGGACUUGUAGUGCAUCCUUCAGGAGGACACAGUGAGGUAAACACUAGUGACAGUGACACUGAAAAGAGGACAGAGGCUAGUUCUCAUGUGACAUGUGACUUUUCUCAUAUAACAAAUGAUUCAAAAGAAAAUGUGGAAAAUACUGUGAAUGCUCCGUUGAAUGAAGUGUCGAUGGUAAAUGUUGAAGCUGAUGGUGUACUUAAUCAAGGUUCAUCCAAGGAAGACAUCUUCAGUGCAGAACUGAAUGUGGAGGACACUGAAUUGGAGGGGUCUCUCCCUCGGCAGGGGAGCAUGGGAUUUAUGGUGAGUAGUGGUGACUCAGGGACAGACUCGGGAAAAUCCACUCCAAAGCAGAAAGGAACAGAGAAAUGUAUGAUUCAGGCACAGGAUGCAGAGAGUAGUGAAAAAAGUCUAAAAAGAAAUUUGAAAAAUAUCGACAAAAAUUCUGAUACUUCAACAGUAGAGCAGAAUGUUCAAGAUAGUGUUAAUGAUAUUGAAACUGCCCAAUUGGGUGGUCAUUCUGAGGAGGAUAUGAAAGAAGACUCUACAGUUAAAAAUGAACUGUUUAAACAGUCAGCUCAUGAUUCCAGACAUUCUUCUAAAAUGAAUGCCUCACAAACCUCAGAGAAACUUUCCGCAUGUUUAGAAGAUUUGGACAAACAGGAGGAUGUGGCUUGUUUUUCUAACUCAACUUCAAAUUCUAGUGAUCUUAGUGGUGCUGAUAAAUAUCCAACACAGACUAUCAAACAAUGUGACUCAAAAACCAGUGAAUCAGGAAAUGCUCAAUCCACCUCAUCUAGUGCUAGUAAUUCUGACAGACCCCCCUCAUUAUCUGAGGGGGGCAGCAGUAGUCCCUCCCUAGUGUACAUACCUAGUCUUUCAGUGCUUGUUCAGAAGUCCACGUUUUCUGCUGUGGUGGCCUCCAGCACCGUCGUCUCACCUGAGCUGGAGAACCUUCCCUCACACCCCCGCCCAGACAAUACCACCACCUCCCAGUCCCCAGUCUCACCCCUGCCUCCUUCACCUUUUCAUUUUUUUCUUCCCAACCCCAUCUCUCCCCUCCCACCUUCACCUGUUGGGGAGAUGGCUCCCAUUUCCCCUUUGUGUACAUCACCCUUUGAUUUAGAUGAUCAGUGUCUUUUUGAGCCGUCUUCCAAUUGUGAAGAGUCAGUGGAUCAUUCACUGGAGAAUCCACAAGUUUUGAAGUUGAAAUCAUCUAAAUUAUCAACAGUGAAAUCAUCUAAAUUAUCAUCAGUCAAAUCAUCCAAAUUAUCAUUAGUUUCCAAGAAAAAAAUUCAGGCAGUUGCAACUCAGAGUCAUGUUUCUAUAGCAACGAAGACCAGUCAGUGCAGUCAAUCAAGGGAGAAAAUUGUCCAGUCCAGCAGUGCUCCUCAGUCAUUUCAUGCAGUCGCACCACCAGAUGCAAUUACAGUCAGACCUCAGAAAAAUAAAGAUACGGCUCAGCUGUCUCAGAAUCAGGAGAAACCAGGGUCAAAAGCGGCAGCAGUGAGGAAACGAAGAAGUCAGGACCCCAGUACUGUCACCCCAGAGGAGAAGAAACAGUGUUUUGAAAACCAAACAUAUACAUCAAAAGACUCCAGUGCUCUUACAGACAAAUCUAAUCUUCAUAAAGUGAUUGAGGCUGAGAUGAAGUUAUUUUUGGAUAGACCAGACAUCAGUGAGCAGGCAGUGAUGGAUAAACUGGUUACCCUAGCUGACCACUCCACAUUGUUCAGGCAGCUACUGCAGUGGACAGUCCAGUACCUACGUUGCCAGCAGAUGGAGCUGUUUAGUACGAUUCAUUGUUACUGUGCCUACAGCAGUGACUGUCAAUCCAGGACCAAUCCAUUCCUCACUCCAGGGGAGGUCAGGCUGUUAAAGUUCUACAGCUUCCUGUUCAAAAAUCCAGAUUGGAUUGGACAGAGACAUCAGCUCCUAGAUUUGUUGUGGACAUCCAUAUUUGGUCAUGAUUCCUUGACCCUGACCGGCAGACUGGCUCUUUGCCGAAUGUUUGUUGGCCUUCUUCAUGAGACUGGUGAUAUGGAGCACGUAAGGGUAUUCUUUUACCAUGUGAUGACCUGUAAAUAUCUCAAUGCGGCCAUGAUUGCUGUUACCAUUGCUGGAGUAUGGCCACAGUGUCUCUAUAGGAACGCAACAGGAACAAGUCCAGUGUUGGUUGUUAUGGAGGCUGUAAUUAUGAAAGAGCUACAGGAGCUUAAAGACAAGGGAGCUAAGAUCUCUGUUUGCCUUAAGAAGCUGGUAAAUUGGGACCUUUGUGUUCACCAGAAUAAUGUCCUCCUACAACACAUGAUUAAAGAAAUAGAGAAAAAGUGUGCCGAUUUCCAUAGCAACCAAGGUCAGAUUUAUGAGUUAAGCCGGGCUGUUGAGCUGUUGUUGGUGAUGCAGAAGGUCGGUUUUUUUAAGACAGUCUUCAUCGGAGUGGCAGUUAGCUCUCUAAGCAGCAAACUCAGAUCAAAACAGAUUCAGGCAGCGGAGCAUUAUGUCAAGGUCAUAGUUCAAAUAGCAGGAAGUGUUCUGCUGCAGCUAACCACUAUGAAUGAGAAAAACUUGUCUCAGAUCAUACGGAAAUACAUCUCUAAAAUCCUCCUGUCUGAUUCAGCGAGUCAGAAUUUACAGGUGAGUGUGGCUCAGACCCUGCUGGAGUUGUCUUUCCUGUCACCUGUAACAGUAAUGUCUGGCUCUCUUUACCCAUGGUUCCUUGCUCGUAAAGAUGUGAUCCCUGCAGACUUUGUCUGUAAACUUGAAAACACAAGACAACUACUGGUCAGCCAGUUUCCAUUCUUCCGAUGUCCUGCCUUUGAGUAGACAAAGAAAAAAGUUAAAAUUAGAAUUCUAAAACCAUGAAGACAUUGAUCAUGAAUAUAAUUUAUGUGCAUCUUGUGAUGAAAAUACCUGUGUGGGUUUACUUAUGGUGCCUAAGACUCAAGUCUACAAACAAAUGAAACAAUUGUUUCUCCAUCAGCUGUAUUGAACACCAUCUCCAAGGUGCUCUUUUUUGCAUCAUGUGAUGGGAACACCAUCUUAAUAUAGAAUGAGAAGUGCCAUUUACAUGUACCAUUACUAUCAUCAGUGUAUGUGUCUCUCUUUUCAGUUUGUGUCACAGGGUACAUGUACAAAUGCUAUUUUUUCUCUGUGAUAGUGCCCAUUCAGUACUUAUGUUAAUCGACUGGAGAUGAAGAAAGACUUUGUAUUAAAUAAAUGUUCAUAUUCAAAACUUCAAA
Saccostrea echinata is the source of this 5865-nucleotide messenger RNA. RefSeq lists its product as uncharacterized. The record is from RefSeq and is a predicted model, not a curated record. Lineage: Eukaryota; Metazoa; Mollusca; Bivalvia; Ostreida; Ostreidae. The transcript is spliced from 26 exons. Bases 80 to 5449 code for a protein of 1789 amino acids.